Molecule: messenger RNA, 4538 nt
Organism: Pecten maximus
Lineage: Eukaryota; Metazoa; Mollusca; Bivalvia; Pectinida; Pectinidae
Product: PAS domain-containing serine/threonine-protein kinase-like
Exons: 19
Coding region: 11-3928 (1305 amino acids)
Biological process (GO): negative regulation of glycogen biosynthetic process; intracellular signal transduction; protein phosphorylation
Cellular component (GO): cytosol; nucleus; cytoplasm
Molecular function (GO): protein serine/threonine kinase activity; ATP binding
Source: RefSeq, a predicted model, not a curated record
GACCCAGAAAAUGGCGGACGAAUUGAAUAGGUUUGGAAAUUGUGACUUCUCACCGAUCGUGGCGUGUGGUCGGUACGGAAGGCGGAGUUUGCCAACAGAGACGGGCGAUCACGGAGAGAUUAACUUUCCACGCCUUCAGAGUUCUACACCAAACAUACGACCAGGGAAAAAAUUCAGUUCUUUGACCAAUCACCAUAUCCAUGGUAACCAUAAUAUAAACACAAAGCUGGGACUUGGACGUCCAUCAGCGUUUGGCAGUCCUUCGUUUCCUUCACCGUUGGACCGUAUUAGGCCAGGGUGGCGAGACCGGGCUCGGCAGCUUGGUAUUGACUGCGAGCGAGAGGCAUCAUUUGAGGUCAAUCAAAGCUUCCCCAAAUCAACCAAGAGUCGGCUGUGUUUGGACGAUACUCUAGCCCAGCCAAAGUCCAGACCGAUGAAGUACUUCAGUAACAUCAUCAAUGAUGUCAGUUUCAGCCCAGGGUCGACCAACAAGGGGUCAUUCGGGUCAGACCCCAUGAAUGUGUCCAACACGAGUGACAACUGGAAGUUUUAUAACUCUGUCAGUAAUGGCCACACUUGUGCCAUUUACCCCUCAACAGUACGCAACCCUAACAAGGCCAUUUGUACCAUCGAUGCUAAAACAUCAGAGAUACUAGUAGCCAAUGAGAUUGCAUGUGAACUGUUUGGGUAUGAGAGGGAAGAUUUCAUUGGACGACAACUGAAGGAUAUGAUCAAGCUGAAGCCUAAGGAGCAGGCAACCAUUAUGGAAACACACCUUGACGAAGUGACUGGUGAAGUGGUCAGUCUUUCUGGCAAAGUGGUGGAUGCUGUAGACAGUAAUGGUAUCGUCCUACCAAUCUCAGUCUGGGUGAGAAAACUAGGCCAGGAACCUCGAUGUCUGGUUGUCAUGGAGCCAGUACAUCGUACUGUUGCCAUGGUGACUUUCAACUCAGAAGGUCAUAUACUGUCUUGUGAUGACCAGCUGGCAUAUCUCCAUGGUUACAUGUCUGCAGAGGAUGUAGAGGGACUAGACAUCCGAGAACUAAUUCCUUCCUUCACACUUCCUUGUCCCGGGAAACCCCUCUCAAAGGGUGUGAGGAAACAGCAAGCUACAGGUCGUACCAGGGAGGGCAGCUCUUUUCCUCUCAGUGUGUUUGUUAAACUGAGUGCCGAGGUGGAGAGAGACAAUGAAAUUGAAUCCCGUCCAGACCAUGAGGACGAUGGUGUGUAUCUGGGGAUUGUCUGGGUGUUCUCUGGAAUCAGCGGGCUGAUAACGAUCCUACCCUCAGGAAAAAUCCAUACAAUAAACGACAACUUUGCUCUACUACUCUUUGGCUACUCCCAGGCUCAACUCAUCGGCAAGGAUAUCACACAGCUGAUCCCAAACUUUGGUGACAUCGUGACAGAAGAGAAUAGCCUUUUCAUCCCGAACCACAGUGAUAUAACAUCAGGAGGGGACAACUCAUGUUCUCCUCGUGAACUCAUUGAUGAUAAACCUCAUGGUAAGUCUUCAUCAAAUCACUUCAAUCCCAGUUCUUUUACAGCAGUGAUGACCAAGGGUAUCGGUAGCAGUAUUGGGUCAAGUCAGACUCAAGGCACAAAGCUGGACAUUCGUCUGGAUGCACUGUCAACUCUCCAGCCUGGCGUCACCUCUACUCCUAACAAACCCUCACCCACCAAUCCUCUCACUGACGACACCUACUUCAGGCGUGCAAUGGAAAAGGAAAAUUUAUUAAGAAAGUGUUCCCCGCUCCAAAAUGGCAAGACUUUACCGUCAAUUGUUACUAAACUGGAUUUAACAGAUGAUAGUGAUGAGGAACCAGAGAUUGAGGCAAACAUAAGUUCCAGUACUGGGGAAAUGAACAGUACAGGGAUGACCCGAAAUUCACGGGAAGUAACUCACAAUACAAGGGAGGCAAUCCACAACUCAAGGGAAGUAACUCACAACACACGAUAUCUGGAGCUAGACAGUACCAUGCCAACCGAUCAUUUGAUGUCAAAUGGACGAGAUGCAGGACAGCAGAUAAGUCGUCUACCUAGGGACAUUUUCGACAUUGGGAGACAGGACAUGAUGUUCAGGAAUGAGAGUAACUAUUCUGAUGAGUAUGAUUCAAGUAGUGGGAACUCUGUGGAGCUGAGCAGUACGGCUGAGUUGCUGAGUGCGCGAGUGGAUGUGCUGAACUUAUCUGGCCGGGACCAGGAUGCUGAGUCCAGCAGAGAUAGUGUUGUGUCGGACCAGAUGAACAUGUCAAGUCCUGUGAGAAUGACAGUGGAUCAAGGAAGUUGUUGUGAUCCUGAUUAUAUACCCAAGUGUUCGCCAGUAGUGUCAGGAGAUACCAGUUUAGAGUGUUCACCGGAGACAGAGCGACCUCUUGCUCAUGACAUUCUGUCACCAUUACCUCGAUUCCCGGUGCUGGAGAAUUCUCGAGGAAGUGUAUAUUCUCCAGACCUCCGACCAGAGGACUCAAGUGGCUUCAGGCAGUAUACUGAAUAUUCAUCUCUCAACCUCACAGACUCUAAUCUCUCUGAUGACACCUUCUCAUCCUCUGAUAGUGACAUCUCUGAUGAUGAUGAGGAAGAAGAGAAUGACUCCAGUCCUGUCAAACGGUUGCCUGGCAACCAGAGACAAGCGAGACAGCCACGUGACAACAAAAUGAUUAUUCCUGAAGGAAGUUAUGCUGGUGUAUUUCAACACCAUGACGGCUCCAACAUAGGGAUAAUAUUCCAGGUGAAGCAAGUACAGACGGAGGGUGGAGAACAUGUGUAUUGUCUGUGGGUGUCACGAGAUCCAGGGGACCAUCCCGAUCCACUACACUCCUACACUAACCUCACUCUGGCCUCCAGCUUCAACAGUACACUGGACCAGUCAGUCGGGGAGUGUCUCACCGACUCCCGGCUAGAGGAAAGAGAGGAUGAAGAAGAGGAGGAGGAUGCUAGUGACCAGCAAGAUGACGACACAGAAGGAAUGGAAUACAAUCUGUCUUCAGGACAGGGAUUAUAUGAUAUCAAAUAUGAGACUCUUUCCUCCAUAGGCAAGGGAGCAUUUGGUUUUGUGAAACUAGCAUGUCGCCGCACAGACAAUAAGCAAGCUGUUGUAAAGUUCAUCAAGAAAAAGAAAGUGUUGACUGAGUGCUGGACAGUGGACAGGGAGUGGGGCCGUAUCCCUCUGGAGGUCAGCCUCCUCACCAAGCUUGACCAUCCAAACAUUGUCAGGGUGGUGGAUGUGUUUGAGAAUGAGGACUUUGUACAAAUGGUAAUGGAGAAGCAUGGAAGUGGGAUGGACCUGUUUGAGUUUAUUGACCGCAGUCCUCUGAUGGAUGAGAGUCUGGCCAGCUACAUCUUCAGACAGAUGGUGUCUGCGGUAGCCUACCUGCACAGCCAUCAAAUUCUGCAUCGUGACAUCAAGGAUGAAAAUAUUAUCCUGGAUGAACACUUUGGCAUCAAGCUGAUAGAUUUUGGUGCGGCUGCCUACCUUAACAAAGACAAACUAUUUGGCACAUUCUGUGGUACACUUGAGUACUGUAGCCCGGAAGUUCUCAUGGGCAACAAGUACCGUGGACCUGAGCUGGAGAUGUGGUCCCUAGGUGUGACACUGUAUACCCUAGUGUUUGGAGAAAACCCAUUCUUUGAUGUGGAUGAGACCAUCCAGUGUAUUCUCAAGCCACCAUUUUCUGUUUCUAAUUCUCUCAUGUACCUCCUCAUGUGGCUGCUCCAUCCGGAGCCACUGAAGCGUGCCAAGAUCUCCGAUUUGAAGAAUGAUAAGUGGAUUAACCAACCGAUGGACAUCAGCCAGUACAAAUGGAGUGAGGUUUUGCCUAACUCAGAAUUUCACGGGAACACGGCCGCCGAUAAUAGGAUAGACUCUCCGGACUCCAAGGCUGACCAACAGAGAUGGUCAAGGACAAAUGGGGUUCCCUGUUCCCACUGAUCCCUGCUGAGCUCUCGAGAACUACAGAAGACACAUCUAGUACUAUUGCCUGCCAAGUUGAUAUUAUCAGACCUCCAUUAACUAUAAAUCAGUAUAUGGUUGUUUGUACAUUGAUGUAUAUAACAUUGUACAUGUGUAUAUAUCUGUAUAUAUCAUUAUUUAUACUUUUAUAAUUAUUUAGGGUAUAGACUUAUAGAGGGCACUUAAUGGUGGUGCCCUGGUUGCUAUAAAACCAUCGGAACACUGAAUUUUAUGCCAUUGGUUGUGAUACGGACAUUUAUAGGAUGCACAUCGCUGCUAGUCAUAUAUGCAAUAUUUAGAUAUACCAAUCAACAGCAUUAGCUUGUGUCUGUUCUACUGUGUGAAUGUGUGCGAGGUGUCUGGGUGUUCGUUAGGAUGUGUAUCCCCACGUGUGGUGAGGGUGCGCUGUGAGAGGAGAUGCACAUGUAAGGGUGUGUUCAUGUGUAACACACAUUGAAGAGUGUGACUGAACUGACCAAUGACCAUGCAAUACAAUAUAAGGUUAAAGGUCGGUGACUGAAGACAUACUCAUUUUAUACCUAAUAGUAUCAUGACACUAUAAUAAAACAUAGGUUUUAUCAAAACUGAA